AAACUGAAACUGAACUGAACUGAACGGGGAAACAAACCGUGGUUUUGUUGUUUUUUUCUCCUCUCCCUUUCCCAUUCCCUAACCUCUGGGAAGACAGGAUUACCUUUCUCUCCAUCCUAGGCCAAAACUGAAAUCCUGUUCUUUAAAUCCUGAUGCUCGGCAGAAGGAGGAUGUACUUGGAUGUCAGUACAUGGGAGCAGAAGCUUCAAGAACUGAUCCAGCAGGAGAAACCCUGGGCCAAAUGGACCCUGAAGUUGGAUGAGAACAUUCAGCCGGGUGGCAUGGCCCGAGGAUGGAGGCAGUACAUGCAGAGAGCAUUUGGGAGGUUCUGUUGUUCCUCAUGCCAUCGAAGCUGGGCUUCUGCUCAAGUGAAGAUCCUGUGCCACAUGUCUAUGCAGCACCGGAUAUACAAUGGCCAGGUGCUUCUGCGGAUUUUUGCUCAGAGGUGCCAGAAGUGUUCCUGGUCUCAAUUUGAGAAUCCUGAGUUCUCUUCAGAUAGCACCAUGAGAAUUCUGAACAACCUGGCGCAGUGUAUUCUGCACAGCUACUAUGGGCAUAACUUCAGGAAGAUGCCGGUUGCUCCAGUCGUGGGGUUGAAUGGGCCCCAUGACAGGAGCAAUUGUGAGGCGUGCACUCUGGGCAUCUGUGUAAGGGGCUCACAGGUACCUAUCAAAAAGCCAACCGAAUCUCCACCUUCUGGCCCAAACCCAAGAGUCUUAAUUUUUUAUGGUAAUGAGAUUCCUGGUGACCCACCCUUAGAAUUUACUUCAGAUGACAUUAUAAGGAUUUUCUGUUUUGCACUAUUUUUUAUAGUAUGGAUAGUCAUAUGUGCUAAGCAAAAUAAGUCUAACUGGUAGGUUUUCUUUGUUCUCUUGUCUUGAUUCCAUGUUAGUCAAUAAAGUGGUGACUAUUCUAAUAUGACAGAGGGUUUCCUUUGAUAUCAAGCAGGGUUAACUGUGUAAAAUAAGCACUGGUUUCCUGAACAUACUCUGAAGAUAAUCUAAAACAUGGCUAUGCACAUGAUGGACCCAAUAAUAAAUAUGUAUUGAAUUAA
Messenger RNA from Marmota flaviventris (yellow-bellied marmot), 1054 nucleotides. It is a transcript of the gene Rtp4, whose product is annotated as receptor transporter protein 4. Lineage: Eukaryota; Metazoa; Chordata; Mammalia; Rodentia; Sciuridae. Gene Ontology annotation, cellular component: cytoplasm. Gene Ontology annotation, biological process: protein insertion into membrane; protein targeting to membrane; detection of chemical stimulus involved in sensory perception of bitter taste. The record is from RefSeq and is a predicted model, not a curated record. Gene Ontology annotation, molecular function: olfactory receptor binding.